Molecule: messenger RNA, 3334 nt
Organism: Cheilinus undulatus (humphead wrasse)
Lineage: Eukaryota; Metazoa; Chordata; Actinopteri; Labriformes; Labridae
Gene: plvapa
Product: plasmalemma vesicle associated protein a
Exons: 6
Coding region: 344-3022 (892 amino acids)
Biological process (GO): positive regulation of cellular extravasation; regulation of vascular permeability
Cellular component (GO): caveola
Source: RefSeq, a predicted model, not a curated record
AGUUUUAAAAUUCCUCUCCGUGUUUACAUCUCUCACAAAAUCUGAUCAAUUCUCAUGCAAUCAUCACUACAGAGAGGAAACAUCUGGCCUGUUAAACAUUAGGCUUUGUUAGAGAAAGAGACACAGGCGUUCCAGGAGACGAACUCUGAAAUCUGCUGGUUUGUCUAAAAUACUUCUGCUUUGUCUUAUCUCUUGGAUCUGUUGGCUUGCAGAGCAUCCAGAGGAAAGUUUUUGUCCUCGGAUUCAGACAUGAACUCUGUUUGAACCUGACUGACUCCUAGUUGUCCUCAAGUGUUGUACUGUACCCUAAGCCUCCUCUGUCUCAGAGCCUCAAUCAGCACCCAUGUACAGCAGCGGAUACUCCCAAGUCUCCAAGUACAGCCCGGAGGCCAGAAAGAGGAUGGUGCACCACCGCUCUAAAGGAAAGAGCUGCGGCUACUACAUGCGCAUCGUCUUCUUCUUCUCUUCGCUCAUCCAGUCUCUGAUCAUCGUCAGCCUGGUGCUCUUUCUCAUCUAUGGGAAGAAACAAGACUCUGCGUCCACUUCACGUAUCCAGGACCUGGAGGAGAGCUUCAGCCGACUGUCCAUCGAGAAUGUGGCCCUUAGGCAGCAGAGGAAGAACCUGACCACCUUUCUCAAUACCACCCUGACUGAAAAAGCACGCAACGACUGGGACCUGGCCAGGCUGCGAGACUACACCAACAUCUCAGUGAUCCUGAUCCAAGAUAUGGAUAGAAGGCUGAUGCAGUGCACGGGAGAGCUGAUGACUUCCAAGGCCCAACUGCGCUUUAACGGGCCCUGCCAACAGCAAUCCUUUCCUAACACGUGUAACUGUGGACUACUGAUGGACCAGAUGAUAGCCAAGCUGGAGCUUGUGCAGUCAAACUUCACUCAAACAGUACAGAGGAUGAAGAUGAACCUGGAACAGACUGCCAGAGAGAGAGACAACUUAAACCUGGAGGCCAUCCGUCUGAGGAGAGACAAAUCCACGCAUGAUAAGGAGGUGGCGCUCUUUAAACAGAAAUGCAAAGAUGACUUCGCAGAGUCCCUUCAGGGUGUCUCCAGCGUCUCCUCCGCUUUCCUAGCAAAGAUCGACUCCCUCUUCCCCACGCACAUCGCCUUCCAGCUCACCUGUCCCAAACAGAGAGAACACCUGGAGCAGAUCCGCACCAACUGCUCCAGCCUGUCAAGAGAGGUGGAGGACAGGUUCCAGCGUUACCUGAACAGCGUGGGAGACCAGGUGUCCAACAUCCAGUCUGAGAGCAGCCGCCUGAAAGCAGAGAACUGGAGACUGACUGAAGACUACCGCUGGUGCAGCCAGAACCGCACAGGCCUGAUCCAACAGCACCGACAGAACCAGGAGAAGCUACAGCUGAAGCACGAUCAGGACAAGGAGAAACUCCUGAUGGACAAGAUGAAGCUGAAUGGAGAUAUUGAAGUCCUGGAAAACAACGUCAGAUAUAAAACUAAAGAGGUUGAGCACCUUGUUGAGCAAAUCAGGCAUCUCAAUAUGACCUGCGUGCCUAGGGCCGGGUUUGGAGGAUAUCCUGGAGGCCUCCCUCGUACUUUUGGGUCGGAUGGGUUGGGUGGUGGAUCCAGCUCUACCUCUUCUGGUUUUGGUCACUUUAAUAGGCAAGGGUCAGGGUCAAGUACAGGCUUUGGUUUUUCUGGGUUUGGGUCCAAUAAACCUACAUCAACUGGGAUUGGCUCUUCUGGCUCAUCCCCCUUUGGGUCUAGUGGCUCCACUGGGUUUGGAUCCAAUAAGCCAUCAAGUGGUUCUGGCUCCUCUAGCUCUUCUGGGUCCUUCUUUGGGUCCAAUAAGCCAUCAAGUGGUUCUGGCUCCUCUAGCUCUUCUGGCUCCUCCUUCUUUGGGUCCAAUAAACCAUCAAGUGGUUCUGGCUCCUCUAGCUCCUCUGGCUCUUCCUUCUUUGGGUCAAGUACUUCUACUGGUGUUGGAUCCAAUAAACCGUCAAGCGGUUCUGGCUCCUCUAGCUCCUCUGGCUCUUCCCUCUUUGGGUCAAGUAGUUCCACUGGUGUUGGAUCCAAUAAACCAUCAAGUGGUUCUGGCUCCUCAAGCUCUUCUGGGUCUUCUUUCUUUGGGUCAAGUAGUUCUACUGGUGUGGGAUCAAAUAAACCGUCAAGUGGUUCUGGUUCCUCGAGCUCCUCUGGCUCUUCCUUCUUUGGUUCAAGUAGUUCUACUGGUGUUGGAUCCAAUAAACCGUCAAGUGGUUCUGGCUCCUCUAGCUCCUCUGGCUCUUCCCUCUUUGGGUCAAGUAGUUCUACUGGUGUUGGAUCCAAUAAACCGUCAAGUGGUUCUGGCUCCUCUAGCUCCUCUGGCUCUUCCCUCUUUGGGUCAAGUAGUUCUACUGGUGUUGGAUCCAAUAAACCGUCAAGUGGUUCUGGCUCCUCUAGCUCCUCUGGCUCUUCCCUCUUUGGGUCAAGUAGUUCCACUGGUGUUGGAUCCAAUAAACCGUCGAGCGGGUCUGGUUCCUCGAGCUCCCUUGGCUCUUCCUUCUUUGGGUCAAGUAGUUCUACUGGUGUUGGAUCUAGUAAACCAUCAAGUGGUUCUGGCUUCUCAAGUAGCUCCAGUGGUUUUGGACUCAAUAAGCCAUCAAGUGGUUUUGGCUCUUCUAGCUCCUCUAGCUCUUCGGGCUCAUCCCUCCUUGGGUCAAGUAGUUCUUUGGGGUCAAAUAAGCCAGCAACAACUGUGAAAAGCUCAGGCCUAGGGUCAUCGUCCUCAGGGUCAUCUGGAUCAACAAGCAGUUCAUCCAGUAAAACCAGUUCAUCCAGCUCUGGCCUGGGUUGGUUCGGGUUUGGGGGCAGUAGCUCAGGACAAAGUAAAACAGGAAGUGGAACAGGGAAAACUACGUCAAGUGGAAGUGGAUCAUCAUUUGGAUCGGGGAGAACCAGCAGUUUUGGAGGUGGCACAGUCAAUGUUGCUCAGCACCUCAGUGAUCUGCAACGCCUCAUCAACCCAAAUACCCCUGCGGAGAAACAGGAUCUCUCCAGGAUGUUGGGUUAAUUGUGUUGACUAGAAAAACCCACACAUUCAUGAGCUUUAUCUGCUGCAUCUCUCACACGACUAAAUCAAGCCCCUCAUACUGAGUUCACACAUUAUUUACCAUCAGAUGUGGCAUAUGUUAUACACUUUGACAGCCUAUACUACAGUAUGCAUUUAGGAAAAUGAUUUACUUAAGCACUUUUGAAUGUAAAAUGUGAAUUUUGUGCAGUUAUGAUUUGUUUUUUUGUAUGCAAAUGUGUAUGAAUAAGCACACUUUGUAUUUUUUUCAUUGUAGAUACAUAAAAAUAAAAGCUUUGUUCAAAUGUAAGCAAA